GCUGUCUAAUUACCCCACUGUACCUUUCAUGUGGGUGUUAGGUUGAGGAGUCUGUAGAUGAACAGUGAUGAUGGGAGCGAGGAAGUAGAUUGUUGCUGAUUGUUUCCUCUAUUUUAACUCCUCACCCAUGUGUGGAUGUGAUUUUUGGGAUUAUACGUUAAAUUUUGUUUUUAUUUUAUUUGAACUGGUCAGAAAAGUCUGGAAGAUGAAUUGUUUAAAUAUAAACACAAAGCUGCAGCACAUGAGAGAGCGGGAGGAGCUGAAGUAGGCUGUGAGAAAAGAGAGGGAGAAAAUGGUAUGUAUGGGUAGAGAGAGCGAGAGAGAGAGAGAGGGAGAGGGAGAGAGAGAGAGAGAGAGAGAGAGAGACCGUGCGUUAACAGAGCCAGAUGUGAGUUUCGGGUCUCCAGGAGGUUCCAGCCAGUCUCUGAGACAGUUUACCCAGACCGAGGACCGCUUAUCCCAGGUUUCUAAUCUGUGUGGAGCGGGGUCAGGCUGGGAGCCUCUAACUCUCAUCUCUGCUUCAUGUCCCCUUCUCCUCCUCCUCCUCCUCCUCCUCCUCCUCAGGCAGCGGAGGACCUACAUCGGCUGCUCCCGAGCAGCGCGGCCGGCCGGGAGUCUCAGGCUGUCGGGGUGCGUUUUGGGGGAGACGGAGGGAAUAUGCGGAGCAGACCGUUGGUGACCUGAACUUGCUCCCCCCCCCCCCCCCCUUCCCUGGCUGUUGCUUUGGGCAACAUUCAGCAUAAUGCUCUACUUUCCCAGUACAGGAAAAAAAACAAGUGAGACCAGUCCGAAGCCGCAGCCGGAGCGGGAGAGAGGAGCGGGCGCAGCGGGCUGGAUGCGGACUUUGUAUUCGGUGUGAGCGCAGCGCUGUGCGGAGAGGCGGGCACGGGCAGACCGUCUGGAUGAGCAGCAGUGAGAGGUUUCUGGAUCCAAAUGUCAAGUGCGAGAGAAGCUUUAUCGCCGUGGAGCCAGCAGUGUGUGACGUGAAAGGACGGCAGGAGGCGAGGAAGAGUGAGCGCCGGUGAUGACCCUCCUGUGUGUUGAACGUGGCUCUGAGUGCCGUGAACAGAGCUCUGCCACGCUGGUAACAGGGGACACAGUGUGACAAUAUGGUGAACUUUACUUGUGUGUCCCGACUCAGUGAUGAACAGUGGAUGGUGGAGGAAUCUUAUUGUUUAAUGAGGCCGCUGCUCUUGUGUUGGGAAGUUUAGGACUACUAAUUACCGAGGGAUUACUCAAGACCUUCUUCAGCGCCGGUCUGGACGCGGUGGUGUUACUACGCCAACGGCCAAAAUGUGAUGACUGCUCUGUUGGAAUUUUCAAACCACAGUUUCUUAUAAUUUGGUUUCUGGAUUUUUCCAAUCCCCUUUUGAAAUGGAGAUACAGUGGCGUUUGUGGAAUAAGGACUGGGCCACCUUCAUAAGGCCGUGGAUACCUAUACUGUUGGGCCUUCACCUCCAGUUCUCCCGGGCCUCCAACUGUCCCGAGGAGUGCCGCUGCGAUCGCACCUUUAUUUACUGCAACGAGCGGAGCCUGACCUCAGUGCCUCUGGGAAUCGGUGAGGGUUAUAAGACCCUCUACCUCCACAACAACCAAAUCAAUAAUGCUGGUUUUCCCCUGGAGCUCCACCAUGUGGCGUCUGUGGAAACUGUGUAUCUCUAUGGCAACCAGCUGGAUGAGUUCCCCAUUAACCUGCCCAAAAAUGUGAGGGUUGUCCACCUGCAGGAGAACAACAUUCAGACUAUCUCCAGAGUGGCUCUGGCUCAGCUUCUGUGGCUGGAGGAGCUGCAUCUGGACGAUAACUCCAUAUCUACAGUCGGGGUGGAGGAAGGCGCCUUCCGAGAGGCCGUGAGCCUGAAGAUGCUCUUCCUCACCAAAAACCACCUCAGCAGCGUGCCUAUCGGUCUUCCAGAUGAUCUGAAAGAACUGCGGCUGGAUGAGAACCGGAUCGCGGUUAUCGCAGAGGAGGCGUUUAGGAAUGUGACCCGGCUGGAGCGCCUCCUGCUGGACGGAAACCUGCUGACAGAUGAAGGGAUUGCACCGGGGACCUUCCAGGACCUGGUCACUCUGAGGGAGCUGUCCAUGGCCCGCAACUCGCUCACGUAUCCUCCCCCAUUUCUCCCAGGGGAGGUGCUCGUCAAGUUAAACUUUCAGGAGAACCAGAUAAACCGGAUCCCCGUCAGAGCGUUCGCAGGGCUGCACAAGCUGGAGAGGCUGGAUAUCUCCAACAACCAGCUGCAGUCGUUAACACGGGGGGUGUUUGACGGCCUCGUCAGUCUCAGACAGCUGACUGUCCGGAACAACCUUUGGCUGUGCGACUGUAGCAUCAAGUGGGUGGUGUCGUGGCUUAAAUCUCUGCCGGCCUCGCUCAACGUGCGCGGCUUCAUGUGCCAUAAACCUGAGAAGUUCCGGGGCAUGGUGAUCAGGGAGCUCAGCGCGGAGCUGGUCCAGUGCCCGCAGAGCACAGCAGAACCUCCCCUGUCCACCUCCGCUCUGAUCCCAUCCCUGUCAUCUUCCACACACUCCUCUUUAGUAACUCACUUUGUUUCCCCCUCCUCCUCCUCUUCCAGGCAACCCCUCCCCACAUUACCCACCCUCUACCCUAUCUAUACAACCAGAGAGGGGGGUUUGAGGACUAAGCAACCUCUGGAUCCCCGGAGGGAGACUGUGCAGGUCACAUUUGCAAUACUGAACGGCUCGGCCAUCCACGUCAGCUGGGUGGCCGCCUUUCCAGUCACUGCCUACAAGGUGACCUGGGCCAGGAUGGGCCCCAGUCUGACAGGGGACACCGUCAGGGAGAGGAUAGUGGGUGGAGAUCACCGGGGGAUCCGACUGGCUAAUCUUGAGCCAAAGUCCACCUAUCGGAUCUGCGUCAUUCCCUUGGACGCAUUCAAUAAUUACCGGCCCAAAGAUGACACCGUGUGCACCGAAGCCAUGACCACGCCGGCCCUGUUCAGCCCCGACAACAACAACAAAAGACCGUCGGGGCCCGAGCAGGCCACGCAGCAGGAGCCCAGCUCGCCUUUCUUGCUGGCCGGGCUGAUUGGCGGGGCCGUGAUCGUGGUGCUGGUGGCGCUCCUCAGCAUCUUCUGCUGGCACGUGCACAAGAAGAGCCGCUCCAAGUCUUCCACCAAGUGGAAAUACAACCGGGGUCGGAGAAAAGACGACUACUGCGAGGCGGGCACCAAGAAAGAUAACUCCAUCUUGGAAAUGACUGAGACCAGCUUCCAGAUAGUUUCGCUCAACAAUGAGCAGAUCCUCAAGGGAGAUUUCCGCAUUCAGCCUAUUUACACCCCUAAUGGGGGCAUCGGCUUCCGAGACUGCCCCCUGGGGAGCAACAGCACAGUCUACUGCAAGAACAGUGUUCAGGACGCAGACUUGUGUCGCACAUGAUGGUUUUUGGAGAGCAUCAGGAGCAUUUUUACCGACAACUACCCACACUUUACUGGACACUGUACAGUGUUAAUAUUAUUUGAAACCCCUGUGUCUUCAAGAAAUGUAAUUUAUACAACUGGCUGGAUGAAAUCUUUUAUAUAACAACAUUGGAUUUAUAAGUUAUUGGUUUUCUGGCGUUGUUGCUGUUUGAGUUCUGUGAACACACACACACACACACACACACAUGUACAAUCAAGAUUCAUGUAUAUCUAAGUAUCAAAGCUGCAUUUCAUUUUGAUCUUCAAUAAUAAGUGAAUGAUUUCUGAUGUGACCAUGACAGAUACAGAAUCCAUCCACACCGUAGCUGCAAUGCAUCAUGGGAGUAUUGAAAUUUUGUAUGAGAGAAGGAGAAAAGAGACACAAAGAGGCACAAAUCAGCCACUAGAGGGCGUAUUUUUCUGGGAACCACACACUCAAUCACACUGUGUUUGCACCACAGUAAUAAACCGCAGCUUCACUAAACACAGACACAGAUUAUUUGAUUCCUGCUCUAGAAAGACGACAUAUUUUUUGUGCACACUGAAUUUUCUUUCUGCUUCAAAAGGAAAUUUUAAAGGUCACACUCAUUAAACAUUCACAGGUGACAGGCCGCAGCGCUUUCACCUGCUUCUCAACAGUCAUUCAUUAUCACAGUUAAAGCGGGUGGAGGGUCAUGUUGUUAGUGCUAGCUGUGUUUUAUGGUGGGUGUCAGAGUGAGCAGCAAGAAAACACACAUCUGUUUUGUUUAAACCAUGAAGAACUCUCACUUUUCUUCAGCAAAAAUAAUGUUAUAUAUACAUAUAUAUAUAAAUAUAUGUGUGCCUUGAAGUUAUCAGCUUACAAUGUCUUUUGAAUCCAUGUUUUUUGCACAGAAGGUGUACUGUAUAUACAUUCAAUUGAAUUGUUGUUGAGGAAACCUCUUGCUCUUGAUUAUUUAUUUUCCUCGUUAAACAUUUAAUUAAAAACAUAUCUACAAAAGUGAACUUAUUCCUCACAGUGAUCACUGACUGACUGUUAAUGAACCCUCCUGUAGGAGAGCUCAGUGCCACCGCAGCAGGAUCUGUCUGGAGGAUGAAGGUCCACUGAGGAUGACUCAGAAGUCACAGAGAGGGUGAUGAUCUGUCAUUGUUCAGAAAUGUUAUGUUGUGCUCUCUAAUGGGGCUUUCAGACAGAACGCAACAACCUGUUAGAAAUCGGAACAAUUUCGUAUAUGGACAUGUAUUUCUAGCCCGUACAAAUUUUUCAAAUUAAUGAGAAAUUAAUGAUAACAACAUAUAUAAGCACAUAUAAA
This is a messenger RNA of Seriola aureovittata, 4705 nucleotides long. RefSeq names its product leucine-rich repeat transmembrane protein FLRT2. Lineage: Eukaryota; Metazoa; Chordata; Actinopteri; Carangiformes; Carangidae. Bases 1375 to 3393 code for a protein of 672 amino acids. Gene Ontology annotation, molecular function: protein binding. The transcript has 2 exons. The record is from RefSeq and is a predicted model, not a curated record.